GUUGUGGUUGCAACACUGUACUCCAGCCUGGGCAACUCUGUCUCAACAAACAAACAAACAAAAAACCCCACAGCUAUCUAGGGAAAAAGUAAAGCAACCAGCAUAUAGAAGUGACAUAUUAUUAUAUUUUCACCAUAGGUUUGCUUUAAGAAAUUGUGCUCCUUUCAGAAUGGAAGAAUUUAUCUGCCUCUUAUUUGAUGUGGAUCAGAGCUAAGAUGGCUGACUAAAUAAACAUGGGGGACUGGAAUCUCCUUGGAGAUACUCUGGAGGAAGUUCACAUCCACUCCACCAUGAUUGGAAAGAUCUGGCUCACCAUCCUGUUCAUAUUUCGAAUGCUUGUUCUGGGUGUAGCAGCUGAGGAUGUCUGGAAUGAUGAGCAGUCUGGCUUCAUCUGCAAUACAGAACAACCAGGCUGCAGAAAUGUAUGCUACGACCAGGCCUUUCCUAUCUCCCUCAUUAGAUACUGGGUUCUGCAGGUGAUAUUUGUGUCUUCACCAUCCCUGGUCUACAUGGGCCAUGCAUUGUACCGACUGAGAGUUCUAGAGGAAGAGAGGCAAAGGAUGAAAGCUCAGUUAAGAGUAGAACUGGAGGAGGUAGAGUUUGAAAUGCCUAGGGAUCGUAGGAGAUUGGAGCAAGAGCUGUGUCAGCUGGAGAAAAGGAAACUCAAUAAAGCUCCACUCAGAGGAACCUUGCUUUGCACUUACGUGAUACACAUUUUCACUCGUUCUGUGGUUGAAGUUGGAUUCAUGAUUGGACAGUACCUUUUGUAUGGAUUUCACUUAGAGCCGCUAUUUAAGUGCCAUGGCCACCCGUGUCCAAAUAUAAUCGACUGUUUUGUCUCAAGACCAACAGAAAAGACAAUAUUCCUACUAUUUAUGCAAUCUAUAGCCACUAUUUCACUUUUCUUAAACAUUCUAGAAAUUUUCCACCUAGGUUUUAAAAAGAUUAAAAGAGGGCUUUGGGGAAAAUACAAGUUGAAGAAGGAACAUAAUGAAUUCCAUGCAAACAAGGCAAUACAAAAUGUAGCCAAAUAUCAGAGCACAUCUGCAAAUUCACUGAAGCGACUCCCUUCUGCCCCUGAUUAUAAUCUGUUAGUGGAAAAGCAAACACACACUGCAGUGUACCCUAGUUUAAAUUCAUCUUCUGUAUUCCAGCCAAAUCCUGACAAUCAUAGUGUAAAUGAUGAGAAAUGCAUUUUGGAUGAACAGGAAACUGUACUUUCUAAUGAGAUUUCCACACUUAGUACUAGCUGUAGUCAUUUUCAACACAUCAGUUCAAAUAGUAACAAAGACACUCAUAAAAUAUUUGGAAAAGAAGUUAAUGGUAACCAGUUAAUGGAAAAAAGAGAAACUGAAGGCAAAGACAGCAAAAGGAACUACUACUCUAGAGGUCACCGUUCUAUUCCAGGUGUUGCUAUAGAUGGAGAGAACAACAUGAGGCAGUCACCCCAAACAGUUUUCUCCUUGCCAGCUAACUGCGAUUGGAAACCGCGGUGGCUUAGAGCUACAUGGGGUUCCUCUACAGAACCUGAAAACCGGGGUUCACCUCCUAAAGGUAACCUCAAGGGCCAGUUCAGAAAGGGCACAGUCAGAACGCUUCCACCUUCACAAGGAGAGUCUCAAUCACUUGACAUUCCAAACACUGCUGAUUCUUUGGGAGGGCUGUCCUUUGAGCCAGGGUUGGUCAGAACCUGUAAUAAUCCUGUUUGUCCUCCAAAUCACGCAGUGUCCCUAACAAACAAUCUCAUUGGUAGGCGGGUUCCCACAGAUCUUCAGAUCUAAACAGCGGUUGGCUUUUAGACAUUAUAUAUAUUGUCAGAGAAGUAGCCUAGUGGUGGUGGGGCACAGAAAAAAUAGAUAUGGGCAGCUCUAAAAACCAGCUGUUAAGACAGACAACUGCAAACUCAUUUAAGCAAGAGAAAAACAGCUCUAAUUCGAGAUUGUGAAGGGACACUUCUAAAUUCAAAGACAUAGAGUUGUCAAAUCAGGAUUUUUUUUUUUUUUUUUUUUAAACGAUAUCCUUUCGAAUGUGUGUAACCGAUUCUGGGAAAAUCAAGUGUUCAGAAUUGAGGCUAAAUGGUUUGAUCAGGUUUUCUCUUUGAAGAGACCAUAGCCUUAGGAAAUGGUUCUUGAUCUAUAUAAUUCCACCUUGGACGCUGGGUUAAUUUUGUUUGCCCCUGGAACACAAUCACUUAAGUUUCCUUCUAGACUGCAUCCUGAUGUGUCUCGAGUAUACUCACAUGUUGCUACCUAGUAAAUAAAAUCUUAAAAAGAUC
Messenger RNA from Nomascus leucogenys (northern white-cheeked gibbon), 2275 nucleotides. It is a transcript of the gene GJA9, whose product is annotated as gap junction protein alpha 9. Gene Ontology annotation, biological process: cell communication. The record is from RefSeq and is a predicted model, not a curated record. NCBI's taxonomy places the organism in Eukaryota, Metazoa, Chordata, Mammalia, Primates, Hylobatidae. Gene Ontology annotation, cellular component: connexin complex.